Messenger RNA from Nematostella vectensis (starlet sea anemone), 4497 nucleotides. Its product is annotated as DC-STAMP domain-containing protein 2-like. Gene Ontology annotation, cellular component: membrane. The coding region runs from base 113 to 3280 and encodes 1055 amino acids. Gene Ontology annotation, molecular function: protein binding. The record is from RefSeq and is a predicted model, not a curated record. NCBI's taxonomy places the organism in Eukaryota, Metazoa, Cnidaria, Anthozoa, Actiniaria, Edwardsiidae. The transcript is spliced from 2 exons.
CUGUACAAGUUCUCGCUGGCUUGGCGUCAACCGACUCUCAGCUGUUGUGCCUGGGCGGGAGUAGGGAAAUCCGUUUUUCACAAAAAUCUUCCCUCAAAAUAGGGUCGAUCAAAUGGAAAGUAUUUACCUCAAGGUCACGCAGGACUAUGUUCCCACUGACAACGAUAAAAAAGACGGUGGAAAAAAUAACCCGAUAUCCGUUGAGCGCGGUGACAUCAUAUUCGACGUGCGCAAGCUAGACGAUGGAUGGCUGACUGGGAAGAAUUUGAAUACGGGUAGAUCUGGCCGCUUUCCAUCGAGUUGUACCGCGAAACUAUCAGACAUUGAUAGCAAUAAAGAUUCAUCCGCGGUAGAUACGGGCCCUAAAGCAAAAGAUUCCGUAACAAAGGAGCCAGCCAGUGCGAAACCACUAAAGAGCUGGCAGAAAUCAACGAGCCCUGAAGCGAAUAAAGACUCGGAUUCGGAAAGUCGGAGGCCCGCAAACCCGAGACCUUUCGCUCUGUCAUCGAAGAAGCCGAGAAGCCCCAAUGAUAACGCCGAAAGGAAAGAAACUUCGGCUGAUUCUGGAGUCGUCGAGGACUCGGAAGAUUAUUAUUUGAACGACGAUCCGGCCGGGAAAGGGAAACCGAGCGAGGCAAAGAAACCGACUUUUGGGAAAAUCUACGAGACAAGAAAGCCGACAGAAGCUGCGAAUAAAUCGUUGAUUUACGAACCAAGCCGCUUCCAAGCGUCUAAGAUUUAUUCUCCUGGGCUUGUAGCUAAAAGACCUAGCGUGUCUAAAUUGAAAUCGGCUUUCUUGGACCAGGACCCGAAGACCACGAAAGCGCAAGAUAUGAAAGAUAAACCGGAGAAAAACAGUGCUAGUGGAAUCGAGUUGAAAAACAGAUCGAAUAUUAGUCAACCUGGAAAGAAAGCAGAGAGCAAACGGCCGAUAGGGAAAGCAGCCUUGGCUAAAGAUGACGAAGAUGAUGAUACGCUAUAUGCCAAUUAUACUGAAGUAGACGAGUCCAAACCGGCCGAUGAAAACAAGAAUGAUAAAACUGAUGGUGCGAAGACAGCUAAGAAAAUAAACAUCAAGGAAAACCCUCUGUCAGAGGAAGAAUCCGGGGCUCCUUACCAUAGCUACCAAGUGCCGUUAUCGGCCCCAGAUAAACCCGAGAAAACCGGGGGGUGCUCUGAGUGUGACGAGCCUCAUAUUUACGCGGCUCCUAGUAAUUACCAAGAACCGCCGUCAUCACCGGAAGCUAAGCAAGGCAAAUACGAUUUCGACCCGACAGAAACCCCAGCCAGUCGCGAUAAGACCCAGGAGAAGCAACCACUGGAGAAGACUAAAGAUAAGGAGAAAGAGGAAGCGAAUAGGCGCUCGUAUAACCGCAUGGCUUCAUAUGAGAGCAUCGGAAAUAUCGGCCCCGAGAAAUCGAAGAGCGCCAAAUCAUGCGAAAGUCUGAAGGAAGCGGUCAAGAAAGUGAAGAGAACGAAACAAAACCUCGUCUCGUCGGGGCGCUAUCCUAGGAUGCGUAUUAUUGGAGGCAUAACCCUCGGCCUUGUAAUUGGUAUUUUUAUUUUCUUUAUGGUUUAUUUACUCGCUAAGUUGCACGUAUUGACAGCUCUCGUGGCGGGAUUUAUCGUGGGGUUCGUCUGUUCAAUCGUGUUCGGGUUUUUGGAUCGCAAGAGAACAUUGUGUGUGGCUUUGCUUGUGUUUCCGAGCUUGUUUGCAUCGCGUGGGAAGGUUGCCCUGUGGAUUAUUAUCACGUUUUUCAUCAUUGCUGGCCCACUGUGUAAUUUCGUGGCAAAUAUAGAAAUAAUUGCCACGGGCGAUGGUUGCGUGCUCAGUUCAACAGAUCAUAACAUUAGCUCAAAUGACACUAGCAAUAAGCACGUCCAUCCGGCGCUUCAGCACUACAGAUCCAUGGCCCUAGAUUUGGAGCUACUUGUCAGCCAGGCCCUGUCUCGUAUGGACUACACUGCAACAAACACGUCUGGAAAUUAUACCGUGUGUGAAAAUUUAAUGAAUGGUGCAAAGAUCGAGUGCGCACGUUCGGCGAAUAACAUCUACAAUUACUGCACGUCGAAAUUUCUCCCUACUGGAAAAGAAGGAGAUGUUAGACAAAAAUGCGAAGAGCUAUUGAGUGAGAAACUAUGCAGCCCUAUAUCAGAGUCCCUCAUCGCAGACACGUGCGAGAAGUUCGAUAUUCUUCAAUGUAAACAGACUCUCGUAGAGAUAAGAGGUGUUUUGAAUGACUCGCGGGUUCAAGCACUGAUUGGUGGCAAACCACUCGUGACAGCUGGUAAUGGAACGGAGAAGUGCAGCGGUUUCGUAUCAGUAGCCGGAAUGUUAUUACCACUCCUUGUACUACUGGUGCUGUACGAAGCCUAUCGAUACCACAAACUCUACAUGGCCAUCAAUAACUUCGAUAAUCAAUACUUGACGAGUCAUUUCAAGACUAUUGAAGACACGCGUAAAGCCAGUGGCGCCGGUGAUGGGUUAAUCCCACUAAAGAAGGGCGAGCUCCAACGUUUUAUCCAACCAACAUCUUGGCAAUUUACGAUCACAGAGAAAGAGCACAUGGCGAAAUCAUUCGCGGCUUACUUUCUCUAUUUGUUCUUCGCUUUGAUAAUUAUCCUCGUUGAUUAUUAUGUUUAUUUUACUAUCACGUCCAAAAAACAAAGUCAACAACUCAAGGAUGAAAGUUUAAAUAAAACAAACACCACCACAGAGGCUGGCCCAGUGGUCCCGGUAUGCAUCCGCGAGGUACACCCGUUGUCUUAUGUGUACUUGGUCGUGAUAUCAACUUUGCUUGGCUUGCUGCUCCUCAUGAUCACUAUUCAGCCCUAUGUCCUUCGCCUGAGGCACUACAUCGCUUCCAAGUUGUACAGGAGGCGUGAGCGCAAACGGAUUGCCUACUUAUACUACAAGAUUCUGGAAGAGCGCAAAGCCUUCCUAAAAGAAGUCAUUGAUAAAAUCAAUCUGCGAUCCGAGGAAAACCAUGCCAUGGAUUCUCUCGACAGUGUAAGAGUCCUUGCCUGGAAUUUCGGCCCGGUAGAGACUGUGUUGACAGGCAUAGGGGUGAAUCUCCGUGAGUGCAUGGUAUGCGGCAGAGGCUUGAAUCGCAAGUAUAUCUACUGUGAGACGGAGAGCUGUGAAGCGAUUUACUGCCGUACAUGUUUCUGGGACUUGGAGAAUAAAUGCUUGGGGUGCAUGCGUAAUAGUAACCCUGUGUCGAGGUCCUCAAGUUGUAACAGCGGGAAUGGAAAGAAGAAACGAGUGCAAGAGGUAUAAGCACCAGAUUUGUAAGACUGCGAGAAAAGAGCAGCGAUAUAUAAGAGCGAUAAGGUGACAAAUGCUGCAUGGUGCCCGUACAUGGGCUCUGGAGCAUACACAUAAAGCCAUUGAUAGUCUGGUAAGACCAAAGAUACACCCCAAAGGGGUAACACAAGGGGACCUGUAAAUAAGAUUUAAGUGUAAAGCUUAAGCAGCGUUAACUGGUGUACAAAGUACAAGCGUCAGAGUUACAAAGGCAUAAAUAUGGUAAGAGUCACGAUAUGUGAGUAAGGAUUGUAUAAAUUGGCUUCUCAUCCGGAUAGUAGAGAAAUAGCAAAUGACAAUUUCAGUUACACUAGGACCCUAUUUCCGCAUCUUUAACUUAUUUCUCCUGUUAGAUCAAGAUACUUUAGUCUUAGCAUUCCCCCCAGAGUUAGCAGGGAGUUAUCCGUGUAGAAAUAAAUUUAAGUAAACUUAAAACUCCCUGGUAAGACUAAGCAAGAUCCAGUUUUGCGAGAUCUAGCUAUCGGAGUUCCACUGUCUUGCUGAAAUUUAAACUGGAAUAUUUAUUUGCUUUAUCGUUUAUCAUCUAAAACCCAAGGUAAACGGUUUAAGUUAUCAGGUAGAAUCUUGUUUUUUUUUUUAACAUAUCUGGUGGGGCUGUAAAAAUCUUUGGUUUAUUUAAUGUUCAUUUCCCCAUACUAAUGGCCAGGAUAAUCUUGUACAUUUUUCACAGCACAUAAUUCAGUGAGGUCUAGAGAAGCCUCAGGGGCGGAUCUAGCUUUUCGCUAAAGGGCGGGGUUGGCACAGUGAAAAGGGGAAGGGGUAUUUUUUUGUUACGUAUGGCUUCCUGGCAGCCCAAAGAGGGUUUAAACCGCCUAAACCCUCCCCCUUGAUCCGCUACUGAGUCUGGAUUUGUUCUGAUACGUUUAAGACAGAGAAAAACAAAUGUUUUUCUAGUUAGGCGCAAUGAGUCUAGUACCAUACUUUCGCCCUCAUUAUGUUGGUGUUUGCCGAAAUUGAAAUGAAGAUUUGAGUUGAAGGUAUAAUGGGUCAAAAACAUUGAUAUUGCAGUUAAAUUAGUUAUUUAGGCACAACAGUAAAAAUGCUUUAAGUAUUUAAUAAUGGAGUGAAAUAUCGAAAGAAAUGUUUGCCUAUAGAAAUUAUAAUAGAUUGUAAGUAUAGAAGUUAAAGAAAAAGAACUAAAUAAAUUAAACAUGUCGUUGUGAUUGCUA